Messenger RNA from Neltuma alba, 1433 nucleotides. Its product is annotated as UV-B-induced protein At3g17800, chloroplastic. The record is from RefSeq and is a predicted model, not a curated record. NCBI's taxonomy places the organism in Eukaryota, Viridiplantae, Streptophyta, Magnoliopsida, Fabales, Fabaceae. Bases 102 to 1334 code for a protein of 410 amino acids. The transcript is spliced from 3 exons.
CCAAGCUUGAUUCAACGACCCUGUUUUUCUUUUUGGCUAUCCCGGUGGGAAGAGUCGGGAGCCCUAGCGUCGGACCGCAGAAUUGAGAAAUUGAAGCAAAAAUGCAGGUCUCUGGUGCUAUCAGCGACGUAUUGGUGGCACUCCCACCUUCGGGAGGUAUCCGGCUGCCUGAAUUUCGAAACCUGCAUGCCUUUUCCGACGCCAAAAGUUUCCUUUCGGCGGGACUCUUCACAACCUGUCCUUCAAUUGGCACCUCCAAGCUUUAUAAACUAUACAACUGCCGGUCUAGAGGCUUAGUCCUGAAAGCAUCAGCUAAUUCAAAUGAUAAUUCAGUGCCUGUUGCUCCCCUUCAAUUAGAGUCACCAGUUGGUCAGCUUUUGGCACAGAUUUUGCAAACUCAUCCUCAUCUAUUGCCAGCAGCCAUCGAUCAGCAACUUGAGAACCUUCAAACUGAUGAAGAUGCCCAGAAGGAAGAAUCUCCAGCUCAAGAUAUUCUUUACAAGAGGAUAGCUGAACUAAGGGAGAAAGAGAAGCGUGCAACAUUGGAAGAGAUACUAUACUGCUCCAUUGUUCAGAGAUUUGUUGAAAAUGGCAUUUCAAUGAUCCCAAAAGUAUCGUCAGCCUCCGAUCCUACUGGCCGAGUGGAUUUCUGGCCAAACCAAGAGCAGAAACUAGAAGCUGUUCAUUCCCCAGAGGCAUUUGAGAUGAUACAAAGCCACCUAUCUCUUGUCCUAGGCGAACGAGUUGUGGUGGGUCCUCUUGAGACAGCUGUUCAGAUUAGUAAAAUAAAACUUGGCAAGUUGUAUGCUGCUUCAAUAAUGUAUGGUUACUUCCUUAAACGAGUUGAUGAACGGUUUCAACUUGAGAGGACAAUGAAAACCCUUCCUGAGGAUUUUGGUAAAGCAGAUGAUGUGAGCUUUGAAGAACCAUCACCGGCAAACAGGCUCUGGGAUCCCGAUUCAUUGAUCAGAAUCCCUGCUUAUGAAGACAACGAUAGCAUUGUGGAGGGAGAAUAUUACAUAGAACCUGGUGAAGCCAAAUCAUACAGACUCAGAUCUUAUGUAAUGUACUUGGAUGGAGAGACCCUGCAGAGAUAUGCAACCAUACGUUCUAAGGAAGCCAUAUCCUUGGUUGAAAAGCAGACUCAGGCCCUUUUUGGGAGGCCAGACAUCAGAAUCGCUGAGGAUGGUUCUAUCGAGACCCCUACAGAUGAAACGCUUUCCGUCACUCUCUCUGGUCUGACCAUGCUAGUUUUGGAGGCCGUGGCCUUUGGAUCAUUCCUAUGGGAUGCAGAAAACUACGUUGAAUCCAAAUUUCAUUUUGUCAAUAACUAGAAUACUAUCUUUGUAGAUCUUUCGACUGCAUGUUGUAGCUUGUAAAGCACGUUAAUGUAAAUGUAACAUGGAGCAUGUCUACUUUGUGAUAACCCUGAA